AGGAAAGAAGAAUACGUCUUAUCUGUGUAUGUGCAGCAAGCUGAAUGUAUAAAACGAAAAAUUUUCUUCAUCAACUAUUUGUUUAUCGACGAAAUAAAUCGACAUACGAUUAAUAGACUGCUUUUAGACUGUAGACAUUUUCAUUUCUUAACACAUUAGUCAAACAUCAACUGUACAAAAAGUAAUAAUUUUUAAAGCUUCUUUUGUAUUAUAUUUGUUUUUACACCAACUAUCGAAAAAUGAAUCCAUUCAGAGUGAUUAGAUUAAGUACACCUGAUGAUGAAAUUCAUGAAGGAUAAAUAUGUCUUCGAUAAUCGAUCAGUUCACAAGUAAAAAUUGUUCUAUCGUUUAGAGAGAACUAUUUUGUCAUUGUUUAUCUAAGAUUAAAAUAUCAUUGAUGUCGUCGAAUAAAUACAAAUGAGUUAUUGUUUUUUAAAUAUAAUUACAAAUCAUCACCUUUUCUUCAUCAAUCUCGUCAAUAAAAUCAAUAGUGAAAAGACAUUAAGACUCUCUAAUACUGAAGAAAUGCAGAAUCUUUUUUAGUUUAACUAGAAUAACUUUAUGUAAAUCUGAUGCUAGUUCGAUAAUUUUCUCUAUAUAGCAAGUCAAUGGGUUCAUUUUGUUUCUAUGCAAUGAUUUAUAUUUAUAUAUUUUUUUCUGUACAUUUAAUCCAGGCUUGUAACAUUGAUGAAUAAAAGAAAAUUUUGCCAAAUUAUUCUUUUCGAUUUUUUUGUUAACUUCCAAUAGACGAACAAAAAAAAACUUAUUUCUUAUACUUUUUCGUCAUUGAAAUUCUUUUCAAAUAAAAUCUAACGUUGUUUCUUUUUUAAUAAUAAACAUUCGAUAUUGAAUCGAAUUUAUAUUUGUUUUGGUGAUCAUAAUAAAUGUCAUCGUCAAACAGAAAUCAAUAUAACUCUUGUCAAGAAGAUCGAUCUAUGAAUUAUUUAAAAGAAGACGAUGAUGAUGAAAAUAAAAAUCACUGAAUAUGCUUAUUAGAUGAGAUUCGUCAAGUAUCUGAUCGACUUAAUCAAUUUCAUAUAAAUGAAUCAAAAUUUUAAAAAAAUUUUUAAAGAAUGGAGAAAUGAAACUCAUGAUACGAUUGACAAAUUUUACAAAUCAAAACAUGAUGAAUAUAUAAGAACAGCAAAAGAAAUAUUACAUUCAUUAACUAGUGACCAUGAUGCUUCAAAAGAUUAUUUGGAUUGGGCUAAAUAUGUAAUUCAAUCAAUUCAUCAACAAAUUGACGAAUUCGAACAAGUUAAAUCAAUAUUUUCUCCAUUAAAAAUUGAUAAUUAUUUAAUUAAUGAUCCAAGUCGAAUAUCUGAUUUGAAAUUUCAUUCAUCUCCAAAUUAUUCAUGGGAACAUGAAACUUGUUUGGAUAAAACUUUAUUUAUUUCAACAUUUAGUGAAAAUCCUUUUAUUAUUGAAUAUACUAUUUUCCCAUCAAUAUAUUUAAAUAAACGAUGGCCAUCAUUAAUAAUUUGUAAAGAAAAUGAAGUUAUAAGUGAUAUGAAAUCAAAUGAAAAUAAUCUUAGAUUGAUAGUUAAUAAUGAUAAUAAUAAUGAAAGUCAUCUUGAAGUUCGUUCAAUAAAAUCUUUUGAAUUAAUUUGGUUGAUUCAUCGUGGUAAAGGAUGGUCUUAUAGAUGUUCACCUUUAAAUGAUAAUCAUUGGAUUUUUGUUGAUUCUUAUAAUAAUAGAUUUAUUCAUAUAUCUCAUCAUGCUACUAUUGAUCAAAUUAUUAAUUAUCCAACAAAAUCAUUUAAUGUUGUUUCUUGGGGUCUAAAUCAAUUUUGUUAUAAGAACUGUUGA
Messenger RNA from Rotaria sp. Silwood1, 1809 nucleotides. The record is from the annotation of a GenBank genome assembly. Lineage: Eukaryota; Metazoa; Rotifera; Eurotatoria; Philodinida; Philodinidae.